CGAACUCUGGCACGGACAGAGAGGGAAAGGAAGGACAGGCAACGAUAGCAAGCAGCGGAACAUGGCGACGCCGGUAGGCACCGGGCCAAUCGUGCAGGAUGUCGCGCCCAAGGGUGGAUUCCCUAAGGUCCAAAUAUCGCGGCAAUUGCCAUCGGGCCGAGGACCGCGCGGGUCGGUCGUUCUCGGCCUUGUGACGGUCACGAUGGCCGUUGGGUACUACAAGCUCGGACAAGCGAACAAGGCGCGGCGAGCAGAGCAGCACGAGAAGCGCCUGGCCCGAAUCGCGUUGAUGCCGAUGCUUCAGGCGGAAGAGGACAGGAAAGCCGUACUAGCCAAGCGCUUUAACGCCCAGCUUCAAAAAGGCCUCCACGAAUCCCUCAACGCUUGGAAGGAGGAAGAAGAAUUGAAUUAGUGCGGAACGGUCUGGAGAGGGGGGCGGAGGGGGGGAUGAGCUUGAGUUAUCGAUUUGCGCGAUUUCGCUGACUAGGUCGCAUUUUUUCGUGUGAUGCCGCAGAUUUUGGCAGUUGGCGAGGAGAAGGGAGUUAGGGACAUGGUGGAUUUCCCGGUGUAGAUUUACGCCUACGAAGGAGUUGAAUUACCUUGUUCGCUCAGCCUGCGCAGACGCCAAAGAUCGAGAUGGAGGGUGCGCGAAGGGAGAGUGGACAGACAGGUAUUGGAGGAAAUAUGUUUCAUGCGAGACAAUCCCGUGUGGGCUGUUGGUCUCUUGUCAGAGAGUAAGAGACGACUUUUGAGCUGGCGGGCGUAGCGUGUGCAAGCUACUGCGUGCGCAGAGUUUAGUUGCGUGGUACCAGGUACAAAAUGGUUGAGGCGGCCUGAUGUCGCGUGUCGCGUGGUAUCCACACCGUUGGUCGUUCUAGAUUAUGCCUUCACCGUUCUCCUCACAAGGCAACACGCCAUACUACAGCAGCGUAGAGCGAUAUUUUUGCGUCGUUUAUCAUAUCAGGAUCUUGGUUCAGCACACGGUGUUGACUGCGCGUCACAACCCGUGCUGGUCCCGAUGUGGUUUUUGGUUUUGGGAUUUCCAAUUUUCGAAAAAUCGGUGGAGUUUUUUGUGUCUUAAUGGCCCACUAUAAUGAAGCACUUGCUGCAAUUCAGACGCCAAAAUGUGGCACAUGAUUUUGUGUCCGGUGACGUCUACCGAGCAUGUUCUAUUUUCGUUCGCAAUCCUGCUGGGUUGGUGUU
Ectocarpus siliculosus is the source of this 1203-nucleotide messenger RNA. Lineage: Eukaryota; Phaeophyceae; Ectocarpales; Ectocarpaceae. The record is from the annotation of a GenBank genome assembly.